Messenger RNA from Lottia gigantea (owl limpet), 903 nucleotides. RefSeq lists its product as hypothetical. Gene Ontology annotation, molecular function: calcium ion binding. The transcript is spliced from 6 exons. The annotation marks the transcript as partial. The record is from RefSeq and is a predicted model, not a curated record. Lineage: Eukaryota; Metazoa; Mollusca; Gastropoda; Lottiidae.
UGCACGAGAUAUAAAGAAUCUUGCCACCAUGUUUGUACUAAUAUACCGGGAUCAUUUAAAUGUUCUUGUCAUAAUGGUUAUAGAAUGACACACAGUGGACAAUGUAUAGGUAACGUUUACAAUCUUAGUAAGGCCCUGAUUCCCGACUUUGGUUGUCUUGACGGACGCAGUAACUGCCAACAAAUAUGUAUUAAUAGAGAGGGAUUUUUUCAAUGUAAAUGUUACGAUGGAUAUACUUAUAAUACAAAUAAUAAUACUUGUAUCAGAGAUGUAGACGAAUGUCAAAGCUUCCACAAAUGUAUUCAACACUGUCGAAAUACAAAUGGAAGCUAUGAUUGUUCAUGUCAUUAUGGUUAUAAACUGUUGAAAGAUCAACGAACUUGUGAAGAUAUAAACGAAUGUGAGUUGAACAGAGACCAUUGUGAACACAAAUGUGAAAAUGUAGAUGGAUGGUACAACUGCUUGUGUUUUAGUGGUUAUAUUCUAAGAUGGUAUGGUGAAACCUGCUCACAGGACCUUGAUGAUUGUAGCAGUACUCCAUGUCCCAGUAACUUAGCUUGCUACAACCAGAAAGGUCCUUCUUACAGUUGUGGAUGCGACUCCGGCUACAAGUGGAACACAACUCUGAAGAUUUGUCAAGAUGUUGACGAAUGUUCAAGAGAAGAUCAUGGCUGUGAACACACCUGUGUAAACCAGAACGGAACAUAUGCUUGUGAAUGUGAUGUAGGCUUCCUUAAAGACGGAUUUUCUUGUUCAAAUAUUGACGAAUGUUUGGUAGAAGAUGAUAAUGGUUGUGAACAUAUUUGUUUUGAUACCCAAGGAAGUUAUUUUUGUGGUUGCCAUGAUGGUUAUGAACUGGAACUCGACAUCAAAUCAUGUAAACAAUGUAAGAACAAUAACUAA